AUGUCUUCGAAGGUAGCAAUUGCAAAUUUGUGUAAAGCUUUGUUUCUUGAAUAUUUAGUUGAAGUUUGCCAGCGUAACACUGAUGAAUCAUUGAAAGAUUUACAUAAGAAGUACGAAGCUCGUCGAAAUAAAAAAUCUGGGGUCAAUAUUCAAGAGAUUAAAAAGUUGCUCAAGCCUGCCUUAGGAUCAAGUAUGGAUGGUGCAGAUCCCAAUACCAUUGCCGAAAUAGCAGAGGAACUCAGUGAUAUCCUCAAACUAGACAAGAAAGCAAUAUCUGUGCCUAUGAAUCCUAAAUGUGCAAAGGCUGUUCGAUCAUUAUGCACCACAAUACACGACUAUUGUAACUCCAAGUGGGAAGGGGGUGCAUUAUUUGCUGAAUCAUUAGGCAAUUUAAUCACCCUCUCAUUCUGUUUUUAUUUUACCACGGAUAUCAUACAAGUUGGAAGUCGUGGUCAUGAGUUACCAGCGAGAUCAAACAAACUCAACGAGGAGAUAUUCAAUGAUUUUAAAAUCAAUACUUCUCCUACGCAUGAUAUUGCAGUGGAGAGAGAAAGUUUUAUGUCGCUUACUAUGGGACAAUUCAAGGGGUUUCAAUUACCGGUGUUCUCUCUCCCAACUGAUGAAAAUACGGCAUAUGUUGAAAGUGCUUGGUCAAGUCGCUUGGCCAGUACGUUUUUAAUCCCAAUCUUUUCAUUUUACCAGAUGAAACUUUGUCAAGAAAAAUUAGAGAGUAUUAGUCAUUCCAACACCAACGUGCUGAAGAGACCAGAUUUUUCGGUGGUGAGAGAUGGCUCUGUUAUUGCGUUGCUGUCAGUUCAUACCAAUUCACUGAAAGAUGUUACUGACGACGAGAUCCUUUUAAGUCUUGAAAUCAAAUUAGGAACAACUACAAACAAAUUGGAUGACCCUAUUCUUUUAUGCGGCACGACAAUAACAGAAUUCUCUACCCACUUUCUAAGUAGAUUCCAAGUCUAUAUCUAUACAUUAGCCUUAAAAGCACUAGCUUGUUGCUUUUACUGUGACCACACUACAAGUAAGGUUUGA
Lodderomyces theae is the source of this 1044-nucleotide messenger RNA. RefSeq lists its product as uncharacterized. The transcript has a single exon. The coding region runs from base 1 to 1044 and encodes 347 amino acids. The record is from RefSeq and is a predicted model, not a curated record. Lineage: Eukaryota; Fungi; Ascomycota; Pichiomycetes; Serinales; Debaryomycetaceae.